GAAAAUCAGCGAAAAAUUCAAUUAAUUGCAUUAUCGUUUUGAAGCAAAUUUUAAGGUUAAAGUUUGCAAAACGUGGUUGAAUUAAAAGUUCAUAAUCAUGCUCGAUAACUUGUAAUUUCGCGUCUUAAAUUUCGAACGGCAUAGUUCAAGUGUAAUCGUCUUCUGACUUCUGAAAACUCGAAAACAUAUUUACACAAAAAACCAAAUUAUGCUGGCAACUUUGACUAUGCCAAAAAGAGCAUAUUAAAAUGGCAUUUAUAGCUUAAUUGAAAUUUUGGCGACAGUAAAAUUUAAUUUCCCUAGAACAUAAAAUAAAGCUCGCGCUCUUAGACACAAGUCGCUGCAAUUUAUUUCCUUACGGAAGUUGAGGACGGGAAGAAUCAUGGCUGGCGGAAAUGCGCCACGCGUAAUUCAGGUGACCAAUAUUGCCCCUCAGGCUACAAAGGAUCAAAUGCAAGCGUUAUUUGGCAACAUCGGAAAAAUAGAAGAGAUACGUUUAUAUCCUACAGUAAGAGACGUCUCUUGUCCAGUGACAUCUCGUAUAUGCUAUGUAAAGUACAUUGACAGCAACUGCGUCCCAGUAGCUCAGCACUUGACAAAUACGGUGUUCAUCGAUCGCGCUUUAAUCGUAAUACCCGUUUUGGCUAUACCGGAAGAGUAUAGAGCUUUAGAAAUGUCUAAGAAUGGAACUAUUGUACCAGGUUUGCAAAAGCCAGAUUCUAAAUUACCACCCGAAGUAAUCAACCGGAUCGAAGGCCAAUCACCGCAGCAAGUUAUUAAAACUUAUGAUCCCAAAUUGUUAGAAAACAAUUUGCCAGAGUAUCCGGCAUUACCUUCUUUUUAUGACACCCGCAAAAUAGAAGAAAUACGGCGAACUAUAAUCGUAUGUGAUGUGAAAAACGAAUGGCGUCUAGAUGAUCUAAUGGACUGCUUUCAACGCGCUGGCGAGGUCAAGUAUGCUCGUUGGGCCGAAAAGGACAACAAAACUUAUUGUAUGAUUGAAUUUUGCGAACAAUCAAGUAUUAUUAAUGCUUUAAAAAUGCAAGGUCAGGAAUUCAAAAAUGGCUAUUUGAAUAUAUACCAUUCAACGGAUGCCAUUAUAAAGCCUGAGGCGAAAUCGAACGAAGCAGCGCAAAAAGAAAUCGAGGAAGCGAUGACUAUUGUCAAAGAAGCGCAGAAUAUGAUUUCAGCCGCAAUUGAUCCAGUUAUUGGUAUGCUGGCCAAAGAUAAAAGAAGACGAUCGCGUUCUCGGUCGCGUUCUCGUGACCGUCGCACAAGUCGGUCUCGUUCUCACCGCUCGAGAUCACGAAAACGUUCUCGUUCGCGUACUAGAAGGCGGUCGCGUAGCAAAUCGAAGAGACGGACUCGUUCCCGUUCACGGCGUUCGCGAUCGCGGAAAAGAUCGCGCUCCCGUAAAAGAUCCCGUUCUCGUCGCAAAAGUCGAUCUUGUUCGCGUUCUAAGAGACGAUCACGCUCUCGGGAUCGUCGUAGCAAACGUUCGCGUUCUCGUCAUCGUCGCAGCUCUUCAAGAUCCCGUCGAUCUCGUUCACGCACAAAACGUUCGCGGUCUCGUGAGCGUAAACGCUCGCACCGCACACGUGAAGAAAAACGUUCGCGAUCAUCACGUUCGCACAGCAAAAGGCGUUCACCAUCGCCAGCAUCUGUGCGUUCACGUUCCAGUCGCAGCAAAGACAUUGGUCUGCCAAAUACAAAAUCGACAAACAAUAUAUCGUCGUCGUCAUCAUCCUCAUCAAAAAACCGUUCACGCACUCCAGCUGAUCGAAAAUUGAAAACUAUUUCUGAAGACAUGGAGGUUAAAAGCACUAGAUCAAGCGCUGAUUCCAAGUCUCGUAAAUCUGUCAGCGUUGAAAAAUCGGAUAACAUGGAUAUAUCGAAUUCGCCGUAAAUCUUAAAUUUCAUAUGAUUUAGACGAUAUUUUUCUUCUUCGCUUUCGCAGAUUUCAUUCAAACGUAAUUAAUUUUGAUGAAAUUGAUCUUAAUUUUUAGAUAAUUAGUACCAAUGUAUGUUCGUAAUGCUUACAUAAAAACUUAAGUCGUAAAGAUUUAUGAAUGAAUCAACUUUUAACUAACAAAAUAUAGCAACAUUUUUGCAUAAAAAGUAUGCAAAGCAUUUGCUGCGGGCUCUCUUUCCAACACUUUCCAACACUUCUCGAGACACAAGCAAAAUAAAAUUGAACCAUUAUUGUAAAACGUAAAACAAAUAUUUUCAUUUAGAAAAAAAAACGCUAUAAAAAUUCCAUAUAAAUGCUUGUAGAUACGGCUACUUUUUCUUGUGAUUGAGAUUUGCUGCGACAAAAUUCAUUGCUUUUUGAUUGAAAUCAUUAGAAAAAAACUACUAUAGGGUGUUUUUUAUCUUACUUUGUUAAAUUAAAAUCAUACUUGGGACAUUCGAUGUACAUCCGUUACUGUUGGAUUUUUGUACAUUUGUCUUUAUUUGAUUGUUUGUGUUCUGUGCUUUGUAUGUUUUGUUUAGAAUUUUUAAUUCUCUCCCGUUCACUUUCCUUGUCUAUCUCUCUUCU
This is a messenger RNA of Glossina fuscipes, 2539 nucleotides long. RefSeq names its product probable splicing factor, arginine/serine-rich 7 (gene Srp54). The record is from RefSeq and is a predicted model, not a curated record. The coding region runs from base 383 to 1906 and encodes 507 amino acids. The transcript is spliced from 3 exons. Gene Ontology annotation, molecular function: RNA binding. NCBI's taxonomy places the organism in Eukaryota, Metazoa, Arthropoda, Insecta, Diptera, Glossinidae. Gene Ontology annotation, cellular component: nucleoplasm.